Messenger RNA from Rhizoctonia solani, 723 nucleotides. RefSeq names its product endoglucanase cel12C. The coding region runs from base 1 to 723 and encodes 240 amino acids. NCBI's taxonomy places the organism in Eukaryota, Fungi, Basidiomycota, Agaricomycetes, Cantharellales, Ceratobasidiaceae. The transcript has 6 exons. Gene Ontology annotation, molecular function: cellulase activity. Gene Ontology annotation, biological process: polysaccharide catabolic process. The record is from RefSeq and is a predicted model, not a curated record.
AUGGUCAAGUUUACCAUCGUUCCCUUUUUCCUCAUUCUUAGUGGUGUUGUUAGCGCAUCCCCCACUCCUGCAAAAGUUGGGGGAAAUGGUCAAUAUAUUCUAUUCAAUAACCUCUGGGGGAAAGAUCAACCCGGUACCUCUGGCUCGCAGACCACCGAAGCGCUCUCUUACAGCGGAACCACUAUCAGCUGGAAAACACAGUACUCGUGGAGCGGCAAUCCAAAUGAUGUAAAGAGCUACGCGAACGUUGCUCUAUUGAAAGGACUGGGCAGGCAGCUUUCAGCCAUCAAGACAAUCCCCACCACCUGGAGGUGGACUUAUUCUGCAGCCGCCAGCGACCUUGUUGCCAAUGUCUCCUAUGAUCUCUGGCUCAGUAAUAUCCCCAACGGGACGGCAGCCAGCACAACUAGCACGUAUGAGAUCAUGAUCUGGCUGAGUAAUCGCCGCGCUGGACCUGCAGGCUCCCAGGUCGCUACUGCCAACAUUGGAGGCCAGAACUGGGCAGUAUUCAAGGGUAGAGUUCAGACUUGGGAUGUCUACUCGUUUGUUGCUUCGAGCGAGUUGACCAACUACAAUGCCGAUUUAAAACCAUUCUUCACCUACUUGAGCUCAUCUCACGGCGUGAGCUUGAGUCAAUACCUGGUUGCUCUUCAGGCUGGUACAGAACCCUUCCAGAAAUCAGGCACUUUGACUACGACUAGCUACACCGCCGCGGUUAACUAG